Leucoraja erinaceus (little skate) is the source of this 11551-nucleotide messenger RNA. Its product is annotated as protein PRRC2A-like. Gene Ontology annotation, biological process: cell differentiation. Lineage: Eukaryota; Metazoa; Chordata; Chondrichthyes; Rajiformes; Rajidae. The record is from RefSeq and is a predicted model, not a curated record.
CCGGGUAUUUCUUUCCCCGGGGGGAGGGGGCGAGCGAGCGAGCGAGGAAAAAAAAAAUAGUGGAGGCCGCAGACGCGGAGCGGGAGAGAGUUAGCAUCCGUCUCCAUCCGCGCUCCUCCGUCGCUUUAUUUAUUCUUUGGUAUCGGUAGAUACAGAGCGUAGGGCCUGGUGAACGAGCCCCGAAGGAGGCACGUUUCAAGGGGUGCCUAAAGGAACCACCGUACUCAAUGACCUUCCAGCGAGAUGUCAGAUCGUUUGGGGCAAACUGCAAAGGGAAAGGAUGGAAAAACCAAGUACUCGUCACUCAACCUAUUUGAUACUUACAAAGGAAAGUCCUUAGAAACCCAGAAACCUACAGUCACCGCACGUCAUGGAUUGCAGAGUCUCGGUAAAGUUGCCGCUGCUCGGCGUAUGCCACCCCCUGCAAACCUGCCAAGCUUAAAAGCAGAAAAUAAAGGCAAUGACCCCAAUAUUUCUUUAGUACCAAAAGACGGAACAGGAUGGGCAAGCAAGCAAGAAUCGCAAGACCAAAAGAGUACCGAUGCAUCGACAUCUCAGCAGCCGGAAUCGCAGCAGCCGCCGGCUUCACAGACGUCUGGCUCCAGUCAGCCGAAACGUCCAGUAGCAGCAACAGCAGUGGUAGUAACACCACAGGAGGCCACCCCUUCAGCACAAGGCGGAACAAAAUCCUGGGCACAGGCCAGCGUUACACAUGGUGCACAAGGAGAUGGUGGAAAGGGAUCAAACCAACAGUCGCCAUUCUCUCGCGAGGAAUUUCCAACCCUUCAAGCGGCUGGAGAUCAGGACAAAGUUGGCAGAGAAAGGGACAUUGCAGAUCAGUCGUAUGGGCCCGGACCAAGCCUCCGCCCUCAAAAUGUGACCAGCUGGAGGGAGGGUGGUGGGCGGAACUUGGGUGCUCCGGGUGUCUCUUUGAUCGAGGGGGAAACCAAAGAGCUAAGCUCAGAAGAAGCAGCAAGCUCUAUAGCAUCCUCAGCCGACCCGAAAGUGCCUGCGAGGAUGGCCGAACAACCACCUAGAUCAGGGAGCGGCGUGCCCCAGCAGGCAGUUCCCCAGCCCUACCCUCCACCAUACAGGGGGAUGAUGCCGGCUUUUAUGUAUCCUCCAUAUUGUGGUUUACCGUUUCCGACACCUUACGGACCACAGGGACAAUACAGAUACCCAUCACCCGACGCCAGCAAGUUUCCUCGUGUUCCAGCACCUCGAUUACCACAGCAUCCCACGCGGAUGACUGAAGCAGUAAAGCGACCCUCCAUCCUCAAACAGGACGACUUGAAAGAGUUUGAUGAGCUUGAAAAUGAGACUGAUGAUGGCUGGGCAGGAGCACACGAGGAAAUAGACUACACUGAAAAGUUAAAAUUCAGCGAUGACGAAGACGAUGAUGAUGCUGAAAAGGGAAAAUCUGAAAAUUGGGGCGGCCAGUUGAGUCGGCCUGAACGGCAAGAGCUGCGCAACUCUGAGCACAGGAAGGAGACCCCCUCGGAUGAGCACUCGAAUGUCAAGGCAGCUCGGGGUGAGGGUCCAGCUCCUGCUGCAACUGAACUCGGGCCAGGCAGAGUCCCCGCCAACUGGGGGCCUGCUGCAGAAUACCAGCAGGCUGCGGUCCCCCAGGAUAAAGGCAACCCGGCCCUGGCAAACCAAAAGGCGCCCGUGGGUGAAGACGAGGACGAGGCCUGGCGCCAGCGGCGCAAGCAGUCGUCCACAGAGAUCUCUGCCGCGGUGGAGCGGGCGCGCAAGCGGCGCGAGGAGGAGGAGCGGCGCAUGCAGGAGGAGCGGCGGGCCGCCUGCGCGGAGAAGCUGAAGCGCCUCGACGAGAAGUUCGGGGCGUCGGAGAAGCGGCAGAAGUGUGAGCAGGAGAAGGAGGAGGUGGCGGAGGGGAAGGAGAACGAGGAGCCCGUCGGCUCCAACAAACGGCAACGCACGGCCAGCAGCAGCAGCUUUGAAAUGACUCAAGCUGAACCUCCACCUCCUCCUGAAAAGGAGACGGUUGAAGUGAAAGAGGAGACGGGGGUGGCAAGAGUGGAGUCAAAAGUAGAGGUGGUAGUGCAGGGGAGGCAGCCGCAGCCCUCGCAGGGUUACUCCAAGUACCAGAAGUCGUUGCCGCCCAGGUUUCAAAGGCAGCAGCAGGAACAGCUGCUGAAGCAGCAGCAGUGGCAGCAGCAGCAGCAGCAGCAACAACAGCAGCAGCAGCAGCAACAACAGCAGCAGCAGCAGCAGCAACAGCAUCACCACCACCAGCAGCCCUCCCAACAGGCUCCAGUGCAGCAGCCGCCUCUGCCACUUGCAAUGGCCCCGCCGUCAGCACCCAUGCACCCACAGCAGCAGCAGAAGCCCAUGUACCCGGGCUCAAUCGGCCGGCCGCCUCCGCCCCCCAUGCCCCCCAUGGGCUAUGACCCGCGAUGGAUGAUGAUGCCACCUUACAUGGACCCUCGCAUGAUGCAGGGCCGUCCUCCCAUCGAUUACUUCCCACCUGGCGUUCACCCAUCAGGUUUAAUGGCUCGCGAGCGCUCGGAUAGCGGCGGUUCUGGAUCAGAACCCUUUGACCGGCACCCGACGAGGGGCACCCCUCCUAUUGACCCCAAGUUGGCCUGGGCUGGUGACGUGUUCCCGUCAGCGGAGAUGCGGCCUAUGGCCUCGCCCAUGAGACCACAUGAAGAUGACGACAAAGGCUUGAGGUCUGUUCACGCGAAUGUUGAACUCGCUCGUUUUAGGAGUGACACACCGCCGGUCCGACAUCGAGACUCUGGGCAUCCACAGUCCUUCAUGGGCGGCCUCCAGCAGGUCCCGGACGCUGGGCCUCGCCACAUGGCGCAGAUGCAGCGCUACCCGCUGGUGGAGCGGCUGGACGAUCAGAGGCAGAGCCCCUGGCAGAACUCGCUGCCCGGCGUGCAGGCGGAGCUGGGGCGGGACAGGCGGAUGGAGAUGUCCGUCCACCUCCAGCAUGCCCAGCGCAAGGCAGACCAGGAGCCAAUGAUUACCCGCAGGGACGCUGUACAGCACCCGCAUCCGCACCCUCACCCUCACCCACACCAACACCAACACCCGCACCCGCACCCGCACGAGGACAAGAAGAUGGAGGCCCACGCCAUGCACGUUCAGCGUGAGUCCGCGCAGCUCUCCGCUAACAGCGUGAAGAAAGCAGGGCCCCACUCGCAGCCCCUGGAGCUGCUGCAGCACAAGGAAGACCACGGGGCCAAAGAGGGCAAGCAGGACGAGGGCAGGAAGGGAGACAAGCCGGGCCGCCAGGGAGACAUGCACAGGCCUCAGAGGAAGGAUUCCAAGACGGAGACCCGCUGGGGCCCGCGGCCGGGCAGCAAGAACCGCGAUGAGAUGGGGGAGAAGCCGGCCCGCCGAGCCGGCCCCAUCAAGAAGCCGGUGCUGAAGGAGCUGAAGAGAGAAGACAGCGAACAGGAGGUUGAUCGGGGGAAGCCAGCGGCCGGAGAGAAAGCUGCCGUCAAAGGGAAGGACAAACCACCGGAAUCAAGCGACCUUUCCAAGUCGGAUUCUUCCAUCAGUUUGAAGGUGAACCAGCCCGGUCCGUCUGCGGCUGCCUCCAACAAGUCCUUGCCGGGCCCUCCCGCGGCCAACUUGCAGGACGAUCGUGGGAAGGCCAAGCCUUCUGGCAAGGAGCAGCGGCCGGAGAAAAUCAAGCCGUCUAAGCCGCCCCCGAAGGACUAUGGUGGCGGGCCUCCGCCGCCGCGGCGCAACCGGGACCGCGACCACUCGUUCGAGCGCAACUUCUCUGGCCGGGGCCGAGCAAGGGGCCGGGGGGAGUUCUUCUCGCGGGGCCGGGGCUACCGCGGUGCCUACGGCGGCCGGGGGCGAGGCGGCCGGGGCCGCAGCCGGGAGUUCCGGGGCUACCGCGAGCCGGUGUACCGCGCCGACGAGGACGGCCCCAAGGGCGCCUUCCGCCCGCGCAACCCCAGCGAGACGCGCAGCGAGGGCUCGGAGUACGAGGAGAUCCCCAAGCGGCGGCGCCAGCGGGGCUCGGAGACGGGCAGUGAGACCCACGAGAGCGCCAGUGACGUGGCUCACUCCGACAAGGAGGCCUCCUCCAGCUCCAAGGAGCCGCCCAAGGAGUUCCGCAACUCCGACCAGGGCCGGGUGGACAAGAGGAACUGGUCCGAGCCGCCGCUGAAGUUUGCCGACAAAAUGCCUCCCCGUCUCAGCGACUCCACCCGCGGCAGGGUCUUCACCCCGCGGGGAGUGCCUUCCAGGAGGGGCAGAGGGGGGGUGCCGCGUGGUGGUGGUGGUGGUGGUGGCGGCGGUGGGAGUGGGGGCCGUCCCCAGCAAGGUGGCUGGGGCCCGCCUUCCAAGAUGUCCCCGCCCAAGAAGCAGCCUUCCAAGGAGCAGGUGAGGGGGCCGGAGAGCAAGCCCCCGGAGGUCCCAGCGUCAUGCAAGGAGAGCGACCGCAGCCUGGCGGACAGGCCGGCUCCGGCUGUCGACCCCGGAUGCUACCCUGAGGCUCCUCCGAUGCACCGGCUGGAGCGGCCCAUGGACCGCCCCCCUCGCCGACGGCGUCACGGACGGUCCCAGCAGCAGGACAAGCCACCCCGCUUCCGCCGGCUCAAGCAGGAGCGCGAGGUGGCUGCCAGGAUGAACGGCGAGCGCAACCCGUACCCGACCGACGAGCCGCCGCCGGCCCACCCCCCGCCCAACCCCCAGACCGAGGAGAUCAAGGAGGUGGUGCGCAGCGCCGCCGGCACCAAGUCACCGGACCUGUCCAACCAGAACUCCGACCAGGCCAACGAGGAGUGGGAGACGGCCUCCGAGAGCAGCGACUUCACCGAGAGGCGGGACAAGGACGGCGUCUUCGUGAAGGGCACCCCCGGCGGCGUCAAGUCUAUGGAUCCCAGCGCCGCCCAGAAGAAGGAGUCGUCCAAGCGUAGCUUCUCCAGCCAGAGGCCCGGCAUGGAUCGGCAGAAUCGGCGCUCGAAUCCCGGUGAUUCUGGCGGCAGGAGCAGCCGCAACAGUGCUGGAUCCAUGAGGAAUGACAAACGCAACUGGUCUUCUCCAAAGAACAGGAGGCCUGUGGAAGAACGUGGACCGCCCCUUCCUGCAGCUCUCUCUCAGAAUGCCAGCGCCGUGUUCAGAGUCGAUCGCAUCAUCCCCAGCGAUUCGGCUGCCAUCCAGCAGGCCAUCGCAGAGGUCAACAGCCGGCAGAAGGACCGCAAGCUGGUUCCCGGCAAGGCCAAGGAGAAGAGCGACAUGCUGACGCAGUUUGACCUGAAUAAUUAUGCGGGUGUGGUGAUCAUUGACGAUCACCCGACGGUCUCUGCGGACGACGCCACCAUAUCCCCCAUGAACGAUGGCUUCACCCGAGUCAUUUCCAAGCGGCAGAGGAGAAUCCUGGAUGACGAGCGGCGCAAAAAAGAGGAGCAUCUACUUCAGAAGGCAGUUAAAAUCUGUGGGAUGGAUACUCUGCAAGCUUCCUUGCCUGGUUUCCCCAAGAAGCAAUCAAAGAAGGUGACACUCUCCACCAGCAAGUCGGAAGAAAGCACCAAGGGUCAGAGUAAUGCGACUGACCUGGGAACUCGGAUCUGGAAUACCACACAUUCCGUUGGCUCCCUCACUCCUCCAACAACCACUGGACUGGCCACUUGGAUUAAACCUCUGAAUGUCUUUGCCGAGGCAGUCAGCACGGAGGCCAGCCAGACUGACAGUGGGGUGGAUUUGAGCAGCGACUGUCAGGUCUCGUCCAGCAGUUCCUCACAGCGUAGUUCUCCAGACGGCAGCCUGAAAACAGACGCCGGGGAGCGCGUUGGGCUAAUUAACCGGAUCAGCACUAAAGUGGUCGAUAUGCGAUCAUCAGACAACCAGCUCCCCGAACCCAAAGAGCAGAAACAGAGGCCUGCUAGGACAGGAGCGCUGAAAGACACCAAGUUUCAGGAGUCUGGCAGCGAAGUGGGAAAGGAGCACAAGCCCGGGCCGAUCGGCAACGAGCGUUCACUGAAGAACAAAGCGGCACGCGAGGGGCAGCACAAGGGGAGUCCUGACCGGGGCGCCAAGGCCGUUGGCUUCUCCGUGAGCAGCCGGCCAAAGUCCAAGCCCGACCCCGACUUGCUUCUGGAGACGGAGGUUGCCGUGCCCCCCAUCCAGUUUGGAGCGAGCGCAAAAGACUCUGAUUUCAGUCUGGCUGUGAACACCUUGCCCAGAUCCGCAUGUUCAUCACCCAAUACCCUGCAGAAUGCUGCCAGCAAUGAUGUGCCUUUAGCUCCCCCACUCGCAGUGGCCACCAUUGAAGCCCCACCACAGGAGAGCGAAAUGGCUCCUGCAUCUCUUCCCGGAAAUGAAUUGACUCUUAAGAUGGAAUCUGCUCGCAAAGCGUGGGAGAAGUCGCCGAGCAUCACCGAGAAGGAGGUUGCUGCGGGCGUGACCAACGCGGACAUGCCCGAGAUGACCGGCGGCUACCACUCCUUCAUCACCUCCAUCCCGGCAAUACCAGUGGCCUCGGUGGCCCCAUCCGCCACCCUCUCAGCCCCAGGAGGCCAGAUGCCACCCUGCUACUUGGAGAGUCAUUACUACGGUGGUCAGCCUCGCGGGAUGCCUCCCCCCAUCUCCCAGCACCAGGGGUUCCAGCCUGGACUCUCGCGGCCCUUAAUUUCCCUGCAGUUCCAAAAAUCUGCCGUUCAAGUGCUUGGUGGAGAUUAUGGGAACGCAAGAGACUGCAGAUACUGGAACCUUGAGCAGAAAACUGUGCCAGAAGAACACGGAGGGUCAGGCAGCAUCUGUGGAGGGAAUGGACAGGCGACGUAUCAGGCCAUGCCGACCCAGCAGAUCUCGCUUCCUCUCCACACUCCUCUCCAGGGCCAGGGCCAGGUCUCUGCUCUUGGUAUCAGACAGGGGACACCAGUUUCACAAACGCAGGACAUGUUCACCUCCCUCCAGUCUUUCAGGUCUCAACAGUUGUACCUUCAGCCUGGCCUGUCGCCACCGUCGGCAGCUAUGGUGCAAGGGUCAACGCUGAUAUCCGGGGGGCCGGUGAAGGGCCAGUAUGUUGGCUUCUCAGCCAUGCAGGCUGGGGAGGUGACAAAGGCCCCAGCGGGGCUGCCCUACCAGCAGGCAGCUUGCACUCCUCCGAUGUCCGUCAUCUACAACACCCAACUGGGCAACUCCCAGCUCAUUGACUCCCAGUUGAUACAGAUGCGACAAGGCUUGGCCCAGCCGUCUGACUUCUACACCUCGCCGCUGCAACAGCCCAGUCAAAGCAACUACUUCACAGCGCCGCCAAUGUCCAGUGGGCCGCUCCACCAGAUGUUGGUGCCCAUGCUGGGCUCCCAGCUCUCGGUGCCGGGCUUUGGAUCCAUGCAGCAGCCCCUGGUUCAGCUUCCGCAGUCUCUGCAUCAUUCCCAAGCUCAAGCCAUCCCUCCCGGAGCACCCAGACGAGUACUACACUCCGGCUUCCACACCGCAGCACCCACUCUGGGACGAGAGGUUGAAAGAAAAUACCCAGCAUUUCAUUUUAAUGUUAAUCCAGUGGAUCCUAAGGCAUUUCAUUUGGACAGGAAGAUGAAUCAGUCUCCUGGUGCACUUGGUUAUACUGUUCCUUCACAGACAAUGUUCAGGCCUGGCACUACGAGCCCCCGGGGAAAGUCGCCUGGACCUGCCCAGUGCGGCAUCAAUCCCCUGCCGUGUUUCAGAGGGAACGUGUCCCAACAGGCAAAGCAGCGGGCCGAGGUGCUGCAGAGCACCCAAAGGUUCUUCGAGCGAGUGACUCCGCGCAGCAGCAGCAGCAGCAACCCCAGCGAGCAGCAGGAGGGAGACAGCGCGCAGCCACGCAGGGGGGACAGAUCUUUGGGCAACCCCAAGCCGGCGCGGACCGGCCCCAUCAAGCCUCCGAGCACUAGGCCUCAGGAUGAGAAACUGUGACGGGCCAAGCGACGAGACUGCAGCCUCUCAAAAACUGAAGGAAUCUACAUCUCAAGGGGGUUUUAUUUGUCUGUCUCAAAGGAAUAUGGCUUUUUGUUUUAGAAAAGAAAAAAAAAAGAUGAAAUGUGACUGAUUUCAGUGGACUACACACGCGGGCCGAAUCCAGCAGCUUGAUGGCGAAGCUGAACUUGGAGAAAGGAAUAGGCAGAAGAGGCGACCCAGUCCUUUUUUAAAGAAAAGAGAUUUCUCUACCAUAACGAAGCAUUCAUCUUAUUGGUAACUAGUAAGUCCUUGUAGAUCCACUUAAUAAAUGCCAAUCCCUUAUAAGGCAUCUGCUUUCUUUGAGGGGGACUAGGCCGCGUAAAGACUAGAAUCGGUUUGGACACCACAAAAGGGUGUUUUAGAGUAAGAGGGGCCACUCAGUCGAGCAUUUGAAAAAGUAACGAGGACAGAUCGGUCCGAGCUUCUGUCUUGUCUGUGUUUCCACAAAAAAAACGGUUGUGAAUGUUUGCAAAUGGUGGUAGACGCGUACAAAUGACUAAUUCCACGGCUCUCUCGCUCUGCGGCAUCGCACUAUUUAAGAGGCACGUCUGCCUUUGAUCCGUGCAAUCUGUACGUCAACCAGCGAGAUGUCUUCCCUCACCCCCCACCCUCCAAAAUCCCAGCUGUUCCUGCAACAACAACAUGAAUAAAACGCACAAGGGCUUUUUUUGAAACUUCCCUUCGGUUGGUUUCCCUCCCCUCCCCUCCCAGAUAGACCAUCCCGGUCGGUAUUGAGUCUCAAAGCAGUGCAGGAGACGAAGGCAACAGGGUUUCCAGUCUGGGCCCACGCACGUUGCAGUUUCCAAGCCUGGGCGAUUUCGAGAAGUUGGGGGGGUUAACAUUUAGCUACAUUCUUCAGGACAACGGCAGCUGCAGGGGGACAGAUUAACUUGUGAGAUUUAAAAAUGGCCCCACUCACCCAAAGGGCGUGCAUACACCAACGGUUAGAAGCAAGCUUCACUAGCUGCCCCGUAAACUGGAUCUAGCCUGGCGUCGAAUGACGUUUUUGAAUCUCAGAUUGAUCAAAAGGUGCUUUUUCUUUGCCCCUUUCCACCACCCCCACCCCCCAAUCUCCCGACUACCGAAACGUCGUAGUGAACGAACUCACUGCGCUGGGGAGGGUAUUUUUAGCGUGACUCUGUCUGUGACAAGGCAGUCCGGCCCCCCAAGACCAGACGAUUGCAGUGUCAGAAAGGGCAGAGAGAAUGCGUAGCUAGCUGCCUGCGCUCAUUUCUGUCGCUGGCUUGCCAUGCGAGGAACCUAUAGUCUGUCCCGUGGAUGGUGGGAGGUGGCAAAGACUUUUUUGGGGGAGGGGGUUUUUUUAUAACGCUGAAGAUUUAACAGAUGGCUCCCCGUCGUGGCUAGUUACCAGAUACAGUCCCGUCUGUCACCUCUGCCUUUUCCUCUCUUUGUCUCGUGAGCCAAAGCUCACGGGAUCCAGUAUCUGCGAGAAAUUCACUAACGUUGUUUUUGGAACACUUGAGUUACAGCCAAACUUUUCGUUUUGUUUUUUUUUUUGUUUGGAGGUGUCUUUCUCCGCCCCCCUCCCCCUCCCCCCCCCCCCCCCCCCCCCCCCCCGCACUCCGACGUUCUUGCCUGAAGGAAAGGGGAGUUGUAAGCAGCUAAUAAAUUCUUCCGACUAAUCGCCUCGCUCGCUUGUUAUUGUGGGGAACGGCAGUAUGAACGCACGGGUCUGGAGUGUUGGAACGCAGGAAGUGCACAUAUUCCCGCUGUUGCUAUUUUGUAGGGAGCAGAUGGGGUUGGGAUGACAAGUGUUUGUUCAGGCUAGGCUGUACAAAAGUUGUAAAAUCCACUCGAUGUUUAACGUGAAUGACAACGACUUAGUGGCCUUGUUAGUUCAAGUCUUCAGCGGGAGAUUCGGGGCUUGAAGAAGCAAAUGGAAUUAGUUGAGGAAGCCCAUUGAUGCCUUUUUUUUGUUUGUUUGUUUGUUUGAAUUUGGCCCACGGUAAGGAGGUGGGAUAUUUUGGGGUUUUUGUACUGGUGGGGUGCGCCCUCUUUCCCCCCCCCCCACCCCCCACCGGAGACGGUGCUUGGUUCAGAUGUAGUAUCUGUUUGCGGAUACGCGGUCUUCCUCCGGCACCACCACGAGCGCCCCGUUCUCGCCGCGCGGCUCGGCGUAGUUAAAGAACCGGCCACGGCGGAGGGCAGGCCAGAACCGCUCGUCAAAAGGCGAGAUGAACGCUUUGGUUCUCCUCCUCAUACAGUGACUCGGAAUCGCCACCUACCAGUCGGUCAAGCUCAGAGAAGGGACACAAACUGCCGCCAACUUCAAACAUUGUGCAAGUUUUCAAAGACUUUUUUUUCUUCUUAAGGGGUUUUUCUCCCCGGUGUUCCUCAUUUUAUCUCCCCCCCUCCCCCACCUGCUCUGAGUCUUCCACCGAGUGAUGGAGGGGGAGGGGGGGGUGUCGGCCUCCAGGUUUUGUCGAGGCCCUCGGCUUGUGACUUAUUCCCCUUGCCCCUCAGUCUCGGGGGAACCCUGGGCCUGUUCACGCAACACCCCCCCGCCCAAUUCCGGGGGGGGGUGGGGUAGUGUUCACCGUCCACAGUUUCUCGCUUCCACCCCCACCCGCUUCCCACAUCCAACCCUCCGCCCCAAGAUUCCACAGGUAAGUCGGCAAAGUUUGGAGAAGCGGCCACAACGUCCAAUGUCCAUUGGGUUGGCAGUAACCACUGUGCGAACUGCCUGCCUCCAAGUGUCCAGAAAGAAGAACUCGAAUGUCCAGACAUCGUUCAUCCAAGGGCAGCAUCUCGACCCAUUUUGCGCCAGUCUUUUUUUUUUGGCAGACCAUUAAAAAAAAAACUUCCUCCACUCCCGCUUGGGACUUGCAAAUUCCUUGCUUCACCACUGCAUUUGUGCCAGCCAAGUCUUCAUCGUUUAAAACUGGUCCAUGGUUAAGGCACCACAAACGCAAGCCACCCUUUCAUAGAGUAACGCCAUCCGUGGAAUUAGACACUUUGCCAUGCGGACAUGUUGAGCCAACAGGUAAGGAGGGCAGGAUUGUCACACCUGAGCCACCCCUCCCACCCUACGGAAUAAUUUCCAGUCCUUGGGAAGAGCAGCCAGUUAGAGGAUUGAGAUUAUUAACAAUUUGGUCGGACUGAUUUAUUCGAGGUUUGAAUGCACGGCUCCUGACUGCGCUGCCCGCCAUCUCCUGAGCCAUCAACGUUGGUGGAAGCACAGGCACGAUCAUGUGGACCAGCAAGACUCGGGCAGCGCCGCCAGGGAACAAGUUGCAAGGGGGAUGUUACUCUUUUCUUUAAUACAUAUGUGUGUGUGUGUGAAGAAAGCCACAAAAACAACUUUUGUACCGACCUACCACUAUUUUUAAACCUUUCAUGUUCAAAAGUGAAUUUAAAAAAUUUGCAGGGGGGAGGGAGGAAUUGCAAGCACAGGGGGGAGAGAUGGGGGAGAAAAAACAAAUCCUUUUGGUGAUUGUGUGUGACCUCAUUUGUGAUGGGCCAGAAUUGUUCUGUGAUAAGGUUCGCUCGUUGAGAAGCUCUCUGCCUGCCGUAUUGUUUGCCUGGCCCCAGUUUCAUGUACUGUCACACUGUAAUUUAUAAUGUCCCUAAUAAAAGUGGCUGUUUCCAGGGCUGCAGCAAA